UAACACUUGAAGCUUACCCAAAUACAUUUAAAAAAAAAUACAUAUCGAACACACAUAACUUAUUAAAUGUGGUGGAGAUCGGCUUCUUUCGUUCUCGACAGACAGCAACAUCAAAACGACGGUGUUGCGCCAAAUCCGGAAUCCGUCCUUCUCUCAUCUCCUUCUAUGGCUGAUUCUUCCCUAAACCCUGAAUCUAACGUUUCUGCCUAUUACCAGACCCGUGCCGCCCACAACGCCGUUGUUACGAGCGAUUGGCUCGCUCAGGCCCAGGCGGCUGUCGGUCGCCAUACCGACGACUGUGAUUUGCUGGGAAGUGAUGGGAGAGAUGCCCCGAUUGGUGGGAAGGGAGAAGGAAGCGGGAAGGCAUUUAGUGUUAUUGAUGAGUUCAAAAGCUGGAGGAAACAGCCUGACUUGGCGGAGGCCGUGGCGGCUAUUCGCGCCCUUUCGGCUGCUAUUAGGAAAAGUGGCGCUACCACUAUGAUGGAGCUUGAAAUUGAGCUUAAAAAGGCUUCGGAUUCGCUUAAAUCAUGGGAUGCAACUUCAAUCUCUUUGACAGCUGGUUGUGAUCUCUUCAUGCGAUAUGUAACAAGAACAUCAGCGUUAGAGUAUGAGGAUUUUAAUUCAGCAAAGUCUCGCCUGAUUGAACGUGCAGAGAAGUUUGGGGAAAUAUCUUGUAAGGCACGCAGGAUUAUUGCAAUGCUAAGUCAAGAUUUUAUUUUUGAUGGUUGUACCAUUUUGGUACACGGUUUCUCUAGAGUUGUUCUAGAAGUAUUGAAGACAGCAGCGGCAAACAAGAAAGUCUUUCGAGUUCUCUGCACAGAGGGAAUUCCAGACAGAACCGGAUUACGGUUUUCUAAUGAGCUGGCCAAGCUUGAUGUUCCUGUAAAGCUUCUAAUUGACUGUGCUGUGGCGUACACUAUGGAUGAGGUGGACAUGGUAUUUGUCGGAGCUGAUGGAGUGGUUGAAAGUGGGGGUAUCAUAAACAUGAUGGGUACAUUCCAGAUUGCAUUGGUGGCACAUAGCAUGAACAAGCCCUUUUAUGUGGCUGCAGAAAGCUACAAGUUUGCGCGACACUAUCCGUUGGAUCAGAAGGAUAUGGCUCCUGCCCUACGCCCUAUUGAUUUUGGGGUACCAAUCCCAACCAAGGUAGAGGUAGAAACAUCGGCUCGAGAUUACACUCCUCCUCAAUAUCUUAGUCUACUCUUUACAGAUUUGGGUGUGCUGACUCCAUCCGUGAUUAGUGAUGAGCUCAUUCAGCUUUAUUUGUAGGCACGCUUCAAUGUAAGUUUGUUUAAUUCAGUUCAGCUAUAUUUUUAGGAU
Hibiscus syriacus is the source of this 1320-nucleotide messenger RNA. RefSeq names its product translation initiation factor eIF-2B subunit alpha-like. Bases 67 to 1269 code for a protein of 400 amino acids. Gene Ontology annotation, biological process: translational initiation. The record is from RefSeq and is a predicted model, not a curated record. Gene Ontology annotation, molecular function: translation initiation factor activity; guanyl-nucleotide exchange factor activity. Lineage: Eukaryota; Viridiplantae; Streptophyta; Magnoliopsida; Malvales; Malvaceae. The transcript has 5 exons. Gene Ontology annotation, cellular component: eukaryotic translation initiation factor 2B complex.